This is a messenger RNA of Trematosphaeria pertusa, 1641 nucleotides long. RefSeq names its product carbohydrate-binding module family 43 protein. Gene Ontology annotation, biological process: fungal-type cell wall (1->3)-beta-D-glucan biosynthetic process. The record is from RefSeq and is a predicted model, not a curated record. Gene Ontology annotation, molecular function: 1,3-beta-glucanosyltransferase activity. Gene Ontology annotation, cellular component: cytoplasm; fungal-type cell wall. The transcript has 2 exons. NCBI's taxonomy places the organism in Eukaryota, Fungi, Ascomycota, Dothideomycetes, Pleosporales, Trematosphaeriaceae. The coding region runs from base 1 to 1641 and encodes 546 amino acids.
AUGAAGAUAUCAGGCGGGUGGCAGGCAGUUUCCUGCGCUGCGGCAUUGCUGCUAUCAGGCGCUGCAGCCGCAAGCUACGACACCAUUCCGGACAUUGAGGUCUACGGCCAGCACUUCUUCUACACCAACAAUGGCUCUCAAUUCCUCCUCCGCGGCGUAGCUUACCAGCAGAACUACUCGCCGAAUGGCACAGCGGACACGAACACAACGUACGCCGAUCCUCUCGCUGACAGCGACGGCUGCAAGCGCGAUAUACCGCUUCUCCAGGAGAUCCAGACCAACGUCCUCCGCGUGUACGCCAUUGACCCCUCGAAGAACCACGAUGACUGCAUGGAGCAACUGGCCGCCGCCGGCAUCUACGUUAUUGCCGAUCUCGGGGAGCCGAGCGUCUCCAUCCAGUCCGACGAUCCGAGCUGGGACGUGACUUUGUAUCAACGGUACACCAGUGUGAUAGAUGCUCUGUCAAAGUACAAGAACGUCAUUGGAUUCUUCGCGGGCAACGAGAAUGUCAGCUCGGGCAAUCAGACUGCUGCUGCGGCCUUUGUCAAGGCUGCGGUCCGCGACUGCAAGGGCUACAUUGCAGCCCAAAAUUACCGUAAUACGCUCGGUGUAGGCUAUGCGACCGCCGACGUACCCACACGCAAUGACCUCGCCGCCUACUUUGCCUGCGAACCCGGAAAUAGCGGCAACUCAACUGCAAUUGACUUCUGGGGCUACAAUGUCUACUCUUGGUGUGGCGACAGCAACUACCAGGAAUCUUCCUACGGCGAGCGCGUUGACUUCUUCUCCAGCUACCCCGUGCCCGUCUUCUUCGCAGAAUAUGGAUGCAUCAAGUUUGACGGUCAGGCCACCGAACGCCCCUUCACCGAGGUUCAAGUCCUCUAUGGCAACAUGACUGAAGUCUUCUCCGGAGGCAUAGUCUACGAAUGGUUCAUGAGCGAGAACGAGUACGGUCUCGUUCAGCUCCAAGACAACGGAGCCAGUGCUUCGCCUUACCCUGACUUUACCUCUCUACGCGACCAGCUGGCCUCUGUCACCCCGUCACUCACCGCGAAGAGCAACUACAACCCGACCAACACCGCUCCCGCUUGCCCCUCCGACUCCACCUGGGAAGCAGUAGCAAGCCCGCUGCCACCCCCAGUGAAUCCCCAGCUCUGCACUUGCAUGGCCGCCAGCCUGCAGUGCAACAUCGAGUCGACCGACGAAGAGAAGUAUGGCGACGUCUUCAACUACAUCUGCGGAGCCGACGACAGCUUCUGCGAUGGCAUCGCGCACAAUGCCACUACGGGCGACUACGGUGGUGUCGGUGGCUGCGAUCCCAAGGAGCAACUGGCGUGGGUCGCUAAUCAGUACUACCUCGGAAACAACAGGCAGGCCAGCGCCUGCGAUUUCAGCGGCUUGGCUACCACGCAGUCGGCCACCACGUCGUCCGGCUGCCAGUCACUCCUUGAAGCGCUCGGUACGGCGGGUACGGGCACGGUGGCGAGCCCGACCGGUAGGGGAACGGCUGGAGCCUCGUCUUCAUCGAAGGGCGCCGCAGGUAGUAUCAAUGCGCCCGGAUUUGUCGACUAUGGAGGCAAGCUUUUGAUGGGAUACGCGACUCUUGCUGUCAUCUCGAUGACCGGCAUGCUUGCGCUAUGA